GUGCCCAGAUUAUCGAUUUGAUGAUGCUUGUAAUAGAUGUGACAAAAGGGAUGCAGACACAGUCAGCAGAGUGCUUGGUAAUUGGGCAAAUUGCCUGCCAGAAGAUGGUGGUGGUUCUGAACAAAAUAGAUCUCCUUCCAGAGGGAAAGAGACAAAGUGCCAUUGAGAAGAUGACUAAGAAAAUGCAGAAGACCUUGGAAAAUACGAAGUUCAGUGGGUGUCCUAUUGUUGCUGUUGCAGCAAAGCCCGGUGGACCAGAAGCCCCAGAGUCUGAGAAUCCACUGGGUAUUUCUGAAUUGAUUGAGGUCUUGAAGUCUCAGGCUUACCUGCCAUCAAGAGACCCCUCAGGACACUUCCUUAUGGCAGUCGACCACUGUUUCUCUAUCAAGGGUCAAGGCACAGUGAUGACAGGGACUAUUCUUUCUGGCUCUGUUAGCCUUGGUGACAGUGUGGAGAUUCCUGCCCUGAAGGUGACCAAGAAAGUCAAAUCCAUGCAGAUGUUCCAUACUCCUGUGACUUAUGCUAUGCAGGGUGACAGAGUAGGUAUCUGUGUAACCCAGUUUGAUCCCAAACUGCUGGAAAGAGGCCUGAUUUGCACCCCAGAUUCACUUCACACCAUCCAUGCUGCAAUAAUUUCCUUGAAGAAAAUCCAAUAUUUUCGAGGAACUCUUCAGACUAAGGCCAAGUUCCACAUCACAGUUGGUCAUGAAACAGUUAUGGGAAGAGUGAUGUUUUUCAGUCCAGCCCCCGCUGACUUCAAUGAAGAAAUUCAAGAAAAUGUUUUUGAUUUUGAAAAAGAUUAUCUUUAUCAAGAGCAAUAUUUGUCCAAGGACUCAGUUUCUUCAGAGGAGAACAAAGAAAACGACCAGGCAGGAGAAGUCCAGCUCCCAAAACAACAGUGGGCUUUGCUAGAGUUUGAAAAACCAGUCACUUGUCCUAAACUGUGCCUUGUGAUCGGCUCCAAGCUGGAUACAGAUAUUCACGCAAAUACCUGCAGGCUGGCAUUCCAUGGGGUGCUGCUCCAAGGCAUGGAAGACAAGAAUUACACAGAGACUUUCCUUCCAAAGCUGAAAGUGUACAAACUGAAGCACAAAGAAGGACAAGUGGAAAGGGUGAUGGACGACUACAGUGUGAUUGGUCGUUCGUUGUUUAAAAAGGAAACAAACAUCCAAAUUUUUGUGGGUCUGAAAGUGAAACUAUCUACAGGAGAAGAUGGAAUAAUAGAUGGUGGGUUUGGACAAAGUGGUAAAUUUAAAAUCCGAAUUCCAGAUGGGCUGAAGCCAGAUACCAAGAUGCUUCUUACUGUUGCCUCCAAGAAGAAAUCUAAGGGAGGGAAGGGGGAUAUGACCAAGGAAGAUGAAAGCAGCAAGAAUGAUUCAGCCCAACCUGUUACUAUCUCUCUUAGCUUUAAGAGAUACGUCUUUGACACGCAGAAGAAAAUGAUUCAAUCCUGAGAAAGUAAGGGAGGCCUCUAAUAGCACCUGAAAGUCCAGACUGAAAUGAUUUGAGGUGGAAUGUAUUUCUUUUCUGGACACAUUAGACUUGUUUCUUCUUCACCAACAGAGCCUGGAAGCUUCUGCUGAUUAUAUGCCCCUUUCCACGAUCUCUGCCAUCUCAUAUGUUUGUUAGAAUUUGCUUAUUUUGUCAUCUUUGUGAUGUGAAUCUUUAUGGCAUCUCAGGUAAUGUCACCUGCCAGAUGAGCACAUUUGGGUGUACAUUGUAAUUGCACUGUUUUUCUGGAGAAUUGUGUUGAAGUUUCUCUUGAUUUAGAAGUUUGCCACCAGUAUAAAUCUAAAUCAAGUCAGGAUGUGAAUUUCAUGUGACCCACAAAGGGAAGCUGAUUAUUCUAGGCUUACUUCCCUGAGCAAAGCAGGAGACAGAAAGCGCACAGUUUAAUAGGUGAAACCUAAAAUGGAUGUUUCACAUUCCUUCAGCUGCAACUAUGUAAGAUGCUAUCUGAAAGAUGGUAUGGAUGUUUUUUAUAAAUAUGAUUUAUAUCUUGAAAUGUUUUUCAUAUUAAACAUAAUAAUGUGUGUGACUGAGAGAGUCUUAAUUAUUCUGUUUGCUGUUCCAAAGGUUCAGAACCUAUCUUUGGUGGCAUUUUAUAUAACUUUUCUGAAUUUCCUGCCUGUUCUGCAGUGAAUGCUAUUCCAGAACUGUUUUCUUUUUUUUUUUGUAACCACAAUAUCUUUUGUGUGUGAAAGAAAAAGUUGCCUCUGGAAAUAGUCAAGGGCUUUAUUUCAUUAAAAUAAUGAUAGAAGAUUGCUGCAUAA
Molecule: messenger RNA, 2273 nt
Organism: Manacus vitellinus (golden-collared manakin)
Lineage: Eukaryota; Metazoa; Chordata; Aves; Passeriformes; Pipridae
Gene: EEFSEC
Product: eukaryotic elongation factor, selenocysteine-tRNA specific
Exons: 6
Coding region: 21-1454 (477 amino acids)
Biological process (GO): selenocysteine incorporation
Molecular function (GO): translation elongation factor activity; GTPase activity; GTP binding
Source: RefSeq, a predicted model, not a curated record